UUACUUCAAAUUUAGCUUAAGCUUUCUGUGAUAUGGUACCACACAGGUGUUAUCAACUGACUGUCUGCAUCUGCCUUUGAGUCAUUUAGUAAAACCUGGAAUAUUGGCAAACAAGGCGCUAUCGGUGAAUGAGCACACCUGAUUGUCAGAGUCAUAAAAAGCGUGUGGGUGUGUGUCUGAUUAAAGUCUACAGUUCUUAAAAGCCAACUGUAAAAAAACAAAAACCCAAACAAAAAAAAGCAUGCUGUUCCUAGUAGUCUAUCAUGUAAUAUGUUGACAAUUAUGUCUGUUUAUUUAUCAGCACUUAGACCGAUCAACGUGUUCUUGGACUGCGCGCCAUUAUCUGAGUCACUUGGCGUUCCCACAGCUUCUCUUUUUUGCCUUUUAACUGUGUGUGUGUGUGUGUGUGUGUGUGUGUGUGUGUGUGUGUGUGUGUGGCAUAGAUUGAAAAAAAAACUUAACAUUUAGGAUUUGAUCUUUUUACUUAUUAAAAACACACAAUAUCAGCAUUUUUUUUUUUUUAAAGUAUUUGACAGCAAGCAAAUUAUUAAGCAGUGUUUAAUGAGUGUAGAUAAAAAAAAAAAAUGCUUACUGACUCUCUAGUCUGUUCGGAUGGAUGUGUCAGGUACACUCAGUAGCCACUUUGUUAGUUGCCAGUACCAGGUUGGAGAACUGUCUUAAUUCUACGUGGCACAGAUUCAGCAAGGUGCUGAAAACAUUCCUCAGAGACUUUGGUCCACACUGGUAUCAUCACACAGUUGAUGAUGAAUUGUUGGCACAGUCAUGAUGUGAAUUUCCUGUUCCACCACAUCUCAAAGGUGCUCAGUUGGAUUAAGAUCUAGUGACACUGUAAGCCAUUUGAGCACAGUGAACUCCUUGUCAUUUUAAAGAAACCAGUUUGAGACUUUUUGAGCUUCAUGACAUGGUGUGUUAUUCUGAUGGAAGCAGCCAUCAGAAGAUGGGAACAGUGUGGUCACAAAGGGAUGGACAUGGUCAGCAUCCAUACUCAGGUAGGCUGUGGCAUUUAAACAAUGCUCAGUGGACUAAGGAGACCAAAGUGCUUAAAGAUUGCACUACCAAAAUUGAGGUCUAAUUUUGGUGAGCCUGUAGAUUCAGUUUCUUGUUCUUAGCUGCCAGAAAUGGCAUCUGGUGUAGUCGUCUGCUGCUGUUGCUUAUCUGCUUCAACGUUCAACGUGUUGUGCAUUUGGAGAUGUUCUUCUACAUACUUUGGUUGCAGCAAGCGCUUUUUUUAGUUGCUCUUCUUUUCUGUUGUAUCAAAGCAGACUCGCCAUUCUACUCUGGCAUAAACAAGGCAUUUUUGCUCAGACAGCUGUCGCUCACUGGUAAACCCUAAAGAUGGCUGCGUGGGAAAAUCCCAGUAGAUCAGCAGUUUCUGAAAUACUCUGACCAGCCUGCUUUCUUUCCAUUUUGAUGCUCAGUUUAAACUUUUACAGGUCAUAGUAACUAUGUCAGGUGUAUCUAAUAAUGCAUCAUAUAUAUUAUGUGUUUAUAUUAUGUAGGAAUAUGAGAAAUCUGACAUGAGUAUAAUGUACAGCAGCCAUAAUUGUUGUAAUCUGUUCUUUUCAGUCUGAAGUGGGUUUCCCUUUGUGUUCCUGAUCUUAUAACAAGAACAAGAGUGCAUUUUUAGAACAGUCAAUGAUUUCAAGAAACCACUUGGCUCUAGUAACUUGUGUUUUGAGCAUUCAAAUUUGUGAAUACUCCCAAGCUGAAUAUGUUUGGUUUGUUAUCUUUGGAUAAGGGAUUCAUGCAUUACAAGUUCUAUGACUCAGCUGUGUUCAGUAAUAAACUCAGUUUUCUUCCAAAAGUUUCUUCUGAGUCCCUGGGGCAGCUUGAGAGAGAGAAAGAGGUGUGUUUUUUCAAAAUAGAGUAAUUGUCCCUUUAUCGUGUGUUAUUUUAUUCUUUUUGUAACAUUAAUGCAAAUGCACUGUUUUAGGCUCUUUGAGUUUAUGUUGAUGUAGAUGUGUAAAUAUUUUUGACAGAGAAAACAUGAAGCAAUUUUUAAAAAAAGUUUUCUUCCAAUAACUGUGCAAGAUGUGAAGGUUUAAAACAUUAAAUGCAAUGACUGUAACCGCUGUAUUUUGAAAAAUGAACUCGGCCAAACUGAAUCUCAAAGCACAGGCAGACUUUUUAUUUCACAACAAAUCAAUACAAUAACUUUUGUAACAGCUUAGUCCCAUGUACAAAAUAAACUUGUCAAGAUGGUGAAACAGAGAAAGCCGGUCUUUGUGUGUCACUAAUAUUGACAGAUUUCUCUUUUCUCCUGUUGAAAGUUCUUUGUUCUCAUAAACUUGAUUCCCUGAUUUCUUAUUAUUCACUUUGGAUGAUGUGUGCACAUUCAUCAUUUUAAGAGCUUAGUUUCUUUUGGAGUUAUGCAAUCUUCUGUGCUGUGUCCCCAAGCAAUGCAUGUGUGAGGGAAUGAUCUAUGUGUGAUGCGAGUGCUGGCAUGCCUCAAGAUUUCUUUCAUUUUUUGAGGAGUCUGUAAGAUAACAUUCUGUGGUUAAAAUGCCAGUAAAUUCAUGUUUAUAGUAAGGCGUAAUAAGUUGUCUUUUACUUGACAGGCACAUUUCUCUUCAGAUAAGACUGCUUAUCUUCUGCGGUAGAUAUGUAGUUGCAUCUGUUAAUUGACAGCUGUGCAUCUGCCAACUGGGAGUAUUUGUGCUCGCUGUUCCUGGCCCACCUCGAUAAUGAUGACGAAUUGGAGGGGUUGAUUUGGGCCAACAUAAACAUCAUGCAGGUGUCUAUGGCGCUAAACCAAGGAAUGAUUUCAUUUUACCACCUUGUACACAGCAGAGGUGGGCAAGACACAGAAUCGGACAAAAAAUGUGUGUUAAUGUGUGCGUUAGAGAAAGAAAGCACAGCGCAGAUAGUGAGAUGAAGGACUGGUAGAUGAGGUUGUCCACAGGCACUAGUAUACUUGUACUUUUAUUGUCCAGAAAGUAAAUACUUUUACUCUUUUUUUUUUUUUUUGGCAGAACAAACUACAGUAGAAUCACUAGAUCCGGGUCUAUUUUUCUCUGUAACACGAUGACGUUAUUCGUUUCCUGUUCAGGCCCUUCAAAACUCCACAGAUACUUGAGGAGGUCUGUUCCUCCAUGUCUGGCCCCUCCCUCUCUUUACUGCUUUCAGUGGUGUCAGUGAGAAAAAUGGCAGCAUUAUGCAACUGACAGCCCCGAGAGGAGGCUUUUUUCCCCUUAUUGUGCUGCUGUGUGCAAAACACUCUAAGACCGUGGAUAAACCCGCCUGGUUACAGCCUCUGUGUAGCCUCUUUGUGAGUGCUCAGUCUAGUCCAGAGUACCUUUCUAACAUAGCAGCUCACCUGGUGACUCAGAGCAGUGCUUUAGCAGACAUCUGGUCCUGCUUGGCCCCAUUCAGGUCCACCUGGACACUUUUAUAGGAACAGCCUACACCUUAAUUAAAUGACAUGCCUUUAUUCCUACCUGUUGCUUCUAAAGCUUGACCUUAAAUGCAGAAUAAGUUCCUAUGUUCAGGUCUACGCUUCUGCUUCCUCCACCUGGCACAUCAAGCUGUUUAGGGUUUCACCUGGACUGCCACAGAGCAGUUUGUAGAGUACAGCACCUGCUAGUAACCACGGGUGUUACAGACGAUGUCCCAUUGUUGAGGAGAAAAGGAGGGCUAUCUUGUUAUCCGUGUCGCAGAGCUAUUGUUAGUGUCUGUUAGCCAAUCUUCUCAGAUUAACACAGUAGUGCCGCUUCAUUGUAUACGUGUGGGGGGUUAAAUGCUUGGUGAGAAAGAGAAAGUGCAAAGGAAAGUUAUAGCCUAGGCUACCAUGUGGCUGCACGUUUCACCAAUUGUUGUGAACUAUAAUGGCCUCAUUGUAUUUAAUUUCAGUUCCAUAUUUUCCUUCUUUACCUGCAUUUAAAAGCAAUAGUCCUUGCUGACAUAUUAGAAAUAGAAGAUAUGCUUGUUUUCACCUCUUGUAAUCUCCAACAAUAUAACACAAUGUUGUUUGUUUGUGGUUCAUGUGAAUGAGUGAGAACCAGCACUGGCCACUUUAAGGAAAGAGCCAAGAUAAUCCCUCCCUUAUAAGCCUGCGUAUAAUGAGAUUUAGGAGUUUUGGGUCGUUGCCAGUUCUUACUGUCCUAUCCAGCCAUGCUUGGCCCAUGUGUCAAGCAGCCUGGAGGAACUACCUUGGAUUCUGUUGACCUAUAAUGUGGCAUGGAGACAUCCCAUUAGGGAGUUUCAAGCCAAAAUUCCUCAGUCUGCUUUUUUGUCUUUCAAGUGGUUUUGCUUUUCCCCUGCUUUUCCGUCGUUUUGCAGACAUGGUUUUAGCAACACAACAUUCUGGAGAUAAAUGUUCUGCAUUAGCUAAGGAAGAAACCACCUCUCUUUAACUUUGUCAUUCUCAGCUGACACAGAUUUCAUACUGGAGAUCUGCACUUUGAGUGAUACUGGAAUAUCUUAAUUGUAACAGAGCUCAGUGUAACACUGCAAAAGUGUGUGAUAGAGACAGGACAGACUGGGAGACGAGGGAGACUGGUUGUGUGAGCCUGAGGCAACGGGUGGAGGCUGCACUAUGUCCCUGCAGGAAGAAGGCUGACUUGCACAAAGAGACGCUCACAUGAGGGAGGAGGAGGAGGUGAAACGGAGGGAGUGGCAUCUGAACAGGCGGCACUUCUCUACUGAGCAGCGCAGAUGAGUACAGGCUGUCAGUCAGUCUGUCACUCAAGAGUGCUGUAGCCACCAUUCUUCUCUUGCUUUGCUCCUUCGCUGUUUCUGGAGGCUGACCAAGAGGGGUUACCUCGUGCAGGAGACGUGUGUGUCUGGUUCGGGUUAACAGGAUGUAUCUGGUUGUAGAAGCCAUUGAGGAGGCCAUGAUGAAGAUGCUACCUUAUUUUGUGAAGAAUGCAGUGUUGACCCAGAGUGAGAUAAACCGCAUCCUGAGUGAGAGCUUCUUCAUGGUGAAGGGUGCUGCUCUCUUUCUGCAGCAGGGAAGCAGUCACCAGGGCCAGAAAGCACAUCCUCAUCACAAACAUGCAGGUGACUUACCUCAACACCUGCAGGUGAUGAUAAACAUUCUUCGAUCAGAGGACAGAAUCAAACUGGCGGUACGGCUGGAGAGUGCAUGGUCAGAUCGUGUGCGGUACAUGGUGGUGGUGUACACCAGUGGGCGACAAGACACAGAGGAGAACAUCCUUCUGGGAAUCGACUUCACCAACAAAGACUGUAAAAGCUGCUCGAUAGGCAUGGUGCUACCUCUGUGGAGCGAUACAAAGAUCCACUUGGAUGGAGAUGGGGGUUUUACUGUGAACACGGCAGGUCGGACUCAUGUCUUCAAACCCGUGUCAGUGCAGGCUAUGUGGUCAGCCCUGCAGGUUCUGCACAAAGCAUGUGAGGUUUCACGCAGGUAUAACUAUUUCCCUGGAGGAAUGGCUCUUACCUGGAUUGGCUACUAUGAGAGCUGCAUUGCUUCAGACCAGAGCUGCAUCAACGAGUGGAACGCCAUGAAGGACUUGGAGACCACACGACCAGACUCGCCCACCAUGUUUGUCGACAAGCCUUCAGAGAGAGAGAGGACAGAGUGCCUUAUUAAAGCAAAACUCAGAAGCAUCAUGACGUGCCAGGACCUUGAGAACGUCACCUCCAAACAGAUCCGUACAGAGUUGGAGCAACACAUGAACUGCAACCUUAAGGAAUACAAAGAGUUCAUUGAUAAUGAGAUGCUGUUGAUCCUGGGUCAGAUGGACAAAGCCACCCUCAUCUUUGACCAUGUCUACCUGGGCUCUGAAUGGAAUGCAUCUAAUUUGGAGGAGCUGCAAGAGUCAGGGGUGGCCUAUAUACUCAAUGUAACCCGAGAAAUAGACAACUUCUUUCCAGGCACAUUCAGUUAUCACAACAUACGCGUCUACGAUGAAGAGGCCACCGACCUGCUUGCUCACUGGAACGACACAUAUAACUUCAUUGUUAAAGCAAAAAAGAACCGCUCCAAGUGUCUCGUUCACUGCAAGAUGGGUGUCAGUCGGUCUGCCUCCACCGUCAUCGCUUAUGCCAUGAAGGAGUACGGCUGGUCGCUAGAGAAAGCUUAUAACUUUGUCAAGCAAAAGAGGAGCAUCACGCGACCCAACCCAGCUUUCAUGAGACAGCUGGCAGAAUACGAAGGCAUUUUGGAUGCCAGUAAACAACGGCACAACAAGCUCUGGCAUCCAGACGGAGACUGUGAGAUGGCCGAGGGACAGCAGGGAAUGGCUCAGUGCUGCAGAGGAGAGGAGGGAGGCAUCCUGACUCCAGAUCCAGGAAUGUCUCCCUGCUGUGAGGAAGCACUAUCUGAUAAAGGUGCAGCGUGCCCCUCCCCAUGCAGGACUGUUCCCCUGGAGAACGACCCAGCCUACAACAACUAUUACUUCCGCCGUCUCUCUGACUCUGCGCUGGACAGUGAACCAUCAACACCUGUGCGCGGCCCUCCCCUUCUCGGCAUGGAGAAGGUCUUUAUAGAAAUUGAGGAUGUGGAAAGGGAUGCUCUGCUGGAUGACGAGGCCUUUGAUGGCCGUGAGGGCUUGCCGCUCCCCCACUUUGGGCCGACGGCAGAGGGGACUGCGGCCCAGACCUGCAGUCGCGGUCCGGAGCCCCUUGAGGAGCUGCGUCUGAGGCUGGAGUUCAGCACAGUGGAGGAGGAGGAUGAGGAGGACGUGCAAAAGGAGGAGGCAGAGAUGGAGGUAUUAAUGCAGCCAGAUGAUGAAGGCGGUGGUGAAACGCAAGAUGUCGAAGUAGAGGGUAAUGGGAUGGACCUGGCAAGUCUCAAUGAAAAUUCCAACAAUAACAACCAUUUCAGCACUCCAUGCAACUACAAUAAAAAAGCUUCCUCCAUCCUUCUUCCAGCCGAUGCUUCUACGCCACUGCCUUGGUGUGAUCAGACCAAGUCUUAUCUGAAACGAGAUUCUCCAAACUUGGCUUCUAAGCGUUGCCUUAACCUGACUCCUCCCGAAGUCCCAAGUGCUUCAUUCCUACAGUCCCAUACCUCAUCUGAAGGCCUCAGAUCCUCAGUGGGACUGCGGUGCCCCUGUGGGCCUCUGUGUGACUGUGCCAACUGUGCUGCCUCCCCAACCAAGGCUCCACUUGAAAGAGAGGAACGGCUUGGAGAAUCACUGCAGUUAGUAGAGCCUGAGCAUAAUGGGGAGUUCUCUGAAGUAAAGACUGAGCUUGAUGAGAGUCAGUCUGCUAGUGCCUCAGAGGCUCUCCCUGAGCUGAUGAAAAUCGAUUCUGAGGAAGACAAGCCUGCAGUGGCUUGCUACCUUGGCCAACAACAGGAGACCCUUUUACAGCUGCGACAAUCUGGGUUGGUCCGCCGCCGUGCAGAGAGACUAGAGAGACUUGCGGGUUUAUCUCAGGAAAGCCUGAACUCUCUGAAGCCUUUGCACGGAUGCCAAAUGUCCCAAAAGAGUCCCUUUCACACUGAGGAGGACGAGGAGUUCUCCAGCGACUUCGUUAAAUCUUCAACGCCAUGCCAAGUGCGGUUAGAGCCACUGGUCGUGCCACUGACCAAUGAAGCCUUGUUGGGGGUGGUGGGGUCUGGGCUGCUUACACCCACCUCCUCGCCUCACGGCUCCACCUUGACACGCAGCUCCAGCAGCGACAGCCUGAGGAGCGUGAGGGGGAAGCCUGGCCUCGUACGCCAGAGGGCACAGGAGAUCGAGACCCGCAUGCGGCUAGCAGGCCUUACUGUGCCCUCGAGGCUGAAGCGGUCCAACUCGCUGGCCAAGUUGGGCAGCCUCAACCUGUCCUCCGAGGACCUGUGUUCAGUCUGCUCCUCAGAUGCAGGAACACUCCUGCUCCUCUCACUGUCGCCAGAGCCAGACCCCAGCUUGGACUGGGACUCCCCAACCACCUCUGCGCUAUCCUGGCCCCGCAAGGACUUGCACACUCCAGAGAGGGCACGACCAGGUGAACCUAGAAGCUGACAAAUCAAGUGGAGGCUGUGUACGGUCCACUCAUCCCCUCUUCUGUCACCCUGCGGGGCUGAAGAAGGUUGUACAGAUUCUGGAAACGGGAAAGGGUCGAGUCUGAGAAAAUAAAAAGAAAGCCAACUGUUGUUAUAAGGAGUGUAUGCUCUCCUUUGCCACAUUGUUUCUCAAACUGCUGUUCACAGUGAUGAAAGUCAUAUUGCUGUAUCUGAGAAGUGUGUAAAGCCAUCAGUUCACCUCUAAGUUGUUUGAUUUAUGGACAAACAAGUGCCUUACCUACGAGACCAGAGGCACAGAGCUGUGUGUUCGUCCGCAGAACGAGACGGUACAGUGAUCUGUAACCUUUAAUUUGGUGUCCACUGGCACUUAUCUUAUUUUUAUCUGUCGGGUACAAAGUGGUAGCCUACAUUGAUGAACUUGAUUCCCUCAAAGAGCUUCACAUAAAGCAAACUGUUGAAUAAACAUAGUUGUUUACCACACGGUUUAUGUUUAAGAUGCUAGCGGGUUGUAAAAUUAAUGGUUACCUCAUGUUGUGUUCAUGGAGCUUUUGCGCACAUGAACGCCAAGCAAGAGUUCAAGUCAGUUCAGUUGCUGAUGUCUAGUUAAAGUGAGGAAAUCAGUUUGGUUUUUAAAUCCAUUUUAAUGCAUUUACUAUGUGUUAGUCCCUGAGUGAGUGAAUGGGAUGAGAGUAGAGAGGAGAGGUAACUUUUUGCCAGAGGCACGCUCACUGUUCUCAACAAACAGAAACAUUUCUGAGUUUGUUGUUCCUUUGCACUGCUUUUUUAUUGAGUGAAUACUGGUACACAACAAGCUAUCUUCCAAAAUAACAUUGGAGUAAUGUUAUUGACCUCAUCAUUCCCUACAAUGUUCACUGUUCUUGGGAAAGCGGAGUGUGGAGUCACACUACAUGGCUGAAAAUCAUAAAGCGUGACAGAAACUGGGGGUUUAUGACAGCUAAAGUUAGCUGAACAUUCUUGACAAAACAACAGAAAACAUUACAUUCUUUACCUUAAAAUUAUUUAAGGGUUGCCAACAUUUUUAGCUCACAUUUUUUUUUUUUUACUAUUUUUUUUUUCCCCAUGUGAAAGACCAAAGUGUUUUUGUUGGUGUUUUUUUUUUUUUUUUUUUUUUUUUUAAGUUUUUAAGUUUUUAAAUUUUGGCUGUCUUAAAUAGGAAAUGCCGUUGAAGCUGUAUAAAACAUGUGAAUCAUAACGUCAAUCACGUACAUAUUUAAAUGCUGUCACAUCUGUUUUGCACCUUUUGGGAGAAACAAAAGAGACUCGUUGGAGUCACCGGGCUCAUAGCUGUUAAGCUUUUACACUCAUAUCAUUAAUGAGUUCUGAAGCUUUUGUCACACUGACGUGACAGCGAUCACAGUAGGUUACUUCAUGGUUUGGUAACCAUUUUCUUUUUAUAUUUAAGUAUGCAGUAAUUUUUGUACUGUACAUUGCUGUAGUUUGAAUGCAUAUUGCACUUUUUAUGUUGGUAAAGAUACUGUACUGUAUGUGUUAAUUAUGGAAAUAAACAUUUCUUUUACAUAA
Haplochromis burtoni (Burton's mouthbrooder) is the source of this 9478-nucleotide messenger RNA. It is a transcript of the gene ssh1a, whose product is annotated as slingshot protein phosphatase 1a. Gene Ontology annotation, molecular function: actin binding; protein tyrosine/serine/threonine phosphatase activity. The coding region runs from base 4821 to 7934 and encodes 1037 amino acids. Lineage: Eukaryota; Metazoa; Chordata; Actinopteri; Cichliformes; Cichlidae. Gene Ontology annotation, biological process: protein dephosphorylation; negative regulation of actin filament polymerization; actin cytoskeleton organization. The record is from RefSeq and is a predicted model, not a curated record. The transcript has 14 exons. Gene Ontology annotation, cellular component: cytoplasm.